This is a messenger RNA of Mandrillus leucophaeus (drill), 4184 nucleotides long. It is a transcript of the gene CHIC1, whose product is annotated as cysteine-rich hydrophobic domain 1. Lineage: Eukaryota; Metazoa; Chordata; Mammalia; Primates; Cercopithecidae. Bases 133 to 807 code for a protein of 224 amino acids. The record is from RefSeq and is a predicted model, not a curated record. The transcript has 6 exons.
GCAGGCGCGUCUCCUCAAAUCCUGUCCCUACACCCCUCCUCUUUCUCUUCAUUUCGUUCCCCCUCCUCUUGCAGCACCUCAGCAGGUUCAAACUCCUCUCCGGGAGAGUGGCGGCGAUCGCGAGGUCACGUGAUGAGCAUCCUGCUGCCCAACAUGGCGGAGUUCGACACCAUCUCUGAACUGGAGGAGGAGGAAGAAGAAGCGGCAACGUCGUCGUCGUCGCCGUCGUCGUCGUCGUCUGUAUCUGGGCCCGACGAUGACGAGGAGGAUGAGGAGGAAGAGGGGGAGGAAGAGGAGGAGGAGGAAGAAGAGGAGGAGGAGGAAGAGGAGGAGGAGGCGCCGCCCCCGCCUCGGGUAGUGAGCGAGGAGCAUCUGCGGAGAUAUGCUCCCGACCCUGUAUUAGUGCGGGGUGCCGGCCACAUCACUGUGUUUGGCUUGAGCAACAAGUUUGAUACUGAAUUUCCCUCCGUUCUAACAGGGAAGGUGGCCCCAGAAGAAUUUAAGACCAGCAUUGGCCGUGUGAAUGCAUGUUUGAAAAAGGCUCUCCCGGUCAAUGUGAAAUGGCUGCUGUGUGGUUGUCUCUGCUGCUGUUGCACACUGGGUUGCAGCCUAUGGCCUGUUAUUUGUCUCAACAAAAGAACCAGAAGAUCAAUUCAGAAGUUAAUAGAAUGGGAAAAUAACAGAUUAUAUCACAAGCUUGCUUUGCACUGGAAGUUGACUAAGAGGAAAUGUGAAACUAGCAAUAUGAUGGAGUAUGUAAUACUAAUAGAAUUCUUACCAAAAUAUCCCAUAUUCCGACCUGACUGAGGAGUUUUAUCCAGUCACUUCUGUGUUACCUGUCAUUUCCUACCCUUAGUGCCUUGUAGAUUUGGAAUGAAGAUGGUCUUCUUUGCUGUGUUCAACUUAUUCUUUAUAAUGGUAGAAUAUUCUUCUCACUCUUUUGUGUUGGUUUAUGAACAUUUGCACAUCUUUUUUGUCGUUAAAUGAGGCUUGUGUUUUGCACUCUCAAUUUUAAAUACACACACAUGCGUGUGUGCAUAUACAUAUAUAGAUAGUUGCCAUUAAAGAUGAAUCAUCAGUGUUGGUGUUUAAAAAACAAAAACUUGUUCUGAGCAUGCUGCCUUAUAAUUUUCAUAUUCAUUGUUUCUAAACUCGCAUCAUUUUUCUAGGCUACUUGAUGCUCUGUAAUCCCUUACUGGACAAACGUAAAUAAGCUUUUGGUAGCUUUUAGAAAUGGUUUUACUCUGCUUUUAAAGGACAUGCAAUUAAUGGCACUGGUUUUGUCCUGCACUUUGCUUUAUCACUUAUGUUAGUGGAUAAAAUACUUAAACUCCUAAAGACUUGUAAAUAUUGCCUCUUUGCAUAAUGUAAAAUGUGGUAUGCCAUGGUUUACAUAAUGUAAUAUUACUCUUAUUGUAUUGCCAACAAUUUUACGUAAAUUUUAAUAUGAAUGAAGUUUGCAAGCAUCCCUUUGAAUGUAGAGACUGCUAACAUGCUGUUUUAUGGCAAGGCCAUAAUGAGUAUGUUAAGAAUUUCAGGUGUAGGGCAAGGUUGCCCUUUGUAACAAGUGGAUUAAAAUUGAAAUUAUUAUCUCAGAUAUUCUGUAUUGCACCUGAAACCAUGACCUUUAUUUUUCCUUUUCAUUUAAUAAUUUCCAUUUUGUUCUCUACUCCUUUCCACAAAAAAAUUACUUGACAUCUGACACAUUUCACAGUCUCACUAUCCUGCAUUUAUUAGCCUUUUCUUCCUUUGAAAAUACACACAAUUAUGACCUUUAAGGAGUAUUUUGAGAUUUCAGACAUCUUCAGAAGGUAUCUAGACCCUCUUGAAAGCUGUUAAUGCCUUUCUGCAGUUCUGAUAUUCUAGUUUGAGAGAGAACUACUUGAGAAGCUGUAGGUAAAGAGUAUGUAGCAGCUGAUUCAUAAUUGAAAAAAAUUAUGUUCUGUUUUUGAAGAUCUUUUAUAAAACAUUAAUGAGGAAAGACAAGCGUUUAGACAAAUUAUUUUAGUUUAUAAAUUCAGCACAUAUGUAACAUUUAUUUGGUACAUAUGUCUCUAUUUUUCUUCACAAUUAAAAUGAUUGCUAGCACCACACAACUAGAAUUUGAAAAUUCAGUAUAAUGAAAGCUUUAUAUCACAUUAAUUCAACUGCAAAUGUAUGCCUGUUUGUAGGCAUUAUUUGUAACUCAUAGUGCUAAAAAUAAAAGUGUCUAGGGCUCAAUAAUAUUUUGUCAUCUUUUACUGCUUUUAGUAAACCUUUUAGGCAAGAUUCAUCUCAGUGAAGUGAACAAUCAUUUAUUCAUACAAGGUCAAGCCUUUUUAAGCCACUCUUAAAAUUUAUGCCUAAUUUGAAAUCCAUAGUCCUUGACCAGCUUAAAAAAGAGAGAAAAAGAAGAUACUAUUUGAUAUGUGAUUAUAAUUGUGUGCACAAACACUUUUCCACCUUCCUCUGUGCCCCAUUACCUCUAUGCCACUCAGCCACCCCAAAUCUCUAACCUUUAAUAAUGUGUAUGCCUGCAAAUAUCAUGUGUUUGCCUGCUGCAAAAUUCAAGGUGUAUUUUUAUAGACAAGGUAGAGGCCUCUGAAAAUGUAUACCAAAUGUCUUGUUUUAUAGCUAAGGUCAGGGAAAAAUUGUAUCUGAGGUUUAUGUUCCAGCUAUUGUUAUCAAAUUUUUGCUUCAAACUGUGAUAUUUUAAUACCAAAAUUGAUUUUCAGCAUAAUACAGAAUGUCUCAUUAUCACUGAUAGGAUAAUUGCCUUUAAGUGUUAAUCCUUAGAAGUCUUAUUUUUUUUUUCUGUAACCUUAGAAUUUGAUCAUAUGAUAGUCAUAGGAACUUUUUCUGCCAUGUAUAAAUCACACUUGGUUUUGCUCAAAGAACAGCAGGAAAUGGUGAAUUGUUUCCAUGAAACAAUUAUUGAGAAUGGGAAUAGAGUGUAUCUGGAAAUAACACAGUAUAAUUCAAGUUACAAUAGCAUUUGUCACAAAAACCAUUUGUCAGCAUGUGUAAACUUAAUUUUAAAGCCUAUUCUAAUCACUCAAGUUUGUUAUUUUAUGGUUCGUUAUGCUGGUUGACUCAUCGUAGUUUCUCCAACUACCCAAAAAAAUACCAAUUUUUUUCCUCUCUUGUAUGACUACUUUUUCAAACUGUUUUUCUUUGCAGGGGGCUGAUUAGCAAUUGAGUAUUUUGUAAUGUUUGCGGGGAGUGGUGCUUUGUUUUCAGUGAAAUUGGUUGCAGUGAAUGCUAAAAUGACACAGCACACUGGUGAUUAAUUCCUCCCCCAUGGAGCCUUUUUUCUGUUACGCUUAGGAUAGAACAUACUUGUAAUUUUCCAUUAGGUUAGUUACAUACUUUUGUGAAAGUUGUUUUUAGACUGAAGAAAGUAAUUUUGAAUUUCUUUGUUACAUAAUAUUCCUUUAUGAAACUUGUGAUAGUUUCCAGAGCAAAACAACAUGUAUUUGCCAAAGUAUAUAAAUCUCACAAGGCUUUGAGGUUACAAGCUAAGAUUGUUUUUUUAAAUUAAUGUUCCAGUGUUUCUCAUUUGGCCCAAGAUUCUGGCUUAAUAAAUUUGACCAACUGCCUAUUUUUAAGCUUGUCCUAAAAGCCAAUAACAUGUUUAUUCCUAAUAACUAAUAUGGACAAGUGUUAUUUACAGAUUUAUUAACUCCAUCCCAGAUAUAUCUCCACUCUUUGUUCCCUCCUAACACUUAUGCUAAUUUAGGAAAGAGACCACUGUAGUAAAAUUUUAGAAGAAGAUGGAGAAGUGCCUUGUCUUUUUAGAACAAAGAUAACACAUUACGUGUAAGGAAGCAUAAAAAUGAAUUGGUAGAUGAUUAGAUUGGAAAUCAUCCUUUUCAACUAGGUUUAAGAAUAUUUUGCUGGUGUAUUAUCUUUUAUUUAUUAUGUAAAGCCUCUUCCUUUUCCCCAAUCAUGAUAUAUUAGUGACAAAAUGUUAUAGAACCGGACUAUUAGUCACUUAAAAAAACAGUAUAAUUCUAAACAUGUAAUUUAACAUGUAAUUUAAUUUAGUUCUGGAAGGACAGUUGUCUUCGAUUAAAGCCCCACCAAAACCCAUUUAAGUAUUUAAUGUACAUACUAUUCAUAUUAUGGCCUGUAAACACUAAUGUCUGAGCAAUUAAACUCAUCUACCAUUUUGGUGAAAUUUGAAUAAGUUUAAAAAUGUGUAA